This is a messenger RNA of Passer montanus (Eurasian tree sparrow), 4149 nucleotides long. It is a transcript of the gene KLHL42, whose product is annotated as kelch like family member 42. The record is from RefSeq and is a predicted model, not a curated record. The coding region runs from base 35 to 1582 and encodes 515 amino acids. Gene Ontology annotation, molecular function: protein binding. The transcript has 3 exons. NCBI's taxonomy places the organism in Eukaryota, Metazoa, Chordata, Aves, Passeriformes, Passeridae.
CCGGGCUGAGGCGCGGCCAGGCCCGCGGUGAGCGAUGUCCCUGGCGGAGCGGCGGCGGCGGCGGCAGGAGGAGGAAGAGGAGCGGGAAGGGGAAGCGGAGGAUGGGGCCGGUGCCGGGGAGGAGGUGGUGCAGAUCCGGCUGGGGGACAAGUGCUACCCGGUGUGCAAGAGGAAGCUAAUCGAGCAGAGCGACUAUUUCCGAGCGCUCUACCGCUCGGGCAUGCGGGAGGCAGGGCAGGGCCAGGAGGAGCAGCUGCUGCGCGGGGGGCUGAGCGCCCUGGGGCUGGAGCUGGUGCUGGACUUCAUCAACACGUCCUGCCUGGCCAGGCUGGAGCAGGAGGAGGGCGGCGAGGAGGAGCCGCCGCUGCUGGAGGAGCUGGUGGAGGCCGCGUCCUACCUGCAGGUCACGCCCCUGCUGCGGCUGCUGCUGUCGCAGGUGCGGCUGGGCAACUGCUUCGAGCUGCACCGCCUGGCGCAGGUGUACGGCCUGCAGGACCUGCACGACGCCUGCCUGGACUUCAUGGCCGCCCACUACCACCAGGUGCUGCGCAGGCCCGACGCCCGCCCGCACCUCCUGCUGCCCCCGGCGCUGCAGCAGCAGCUGCGGGAGCGGCGCAUGAGGGGCACGGCCACGCUCCUGCUGCUCGGGGACUUCAUGGGCGCCUGCCCGCCGGGGCUGCCCGCCGGCUGUCACCCCGCGGGGGACGCGCCCUGGGCCAUGCUCAGGUACGACGAGGAGGCGCAGCGGUGGCUGCCGCUGGCCAACAACCUGCCCGCCGACCUGGUGAGCGUCCGCGGCUACGGCUCGGCCACGCUGGACAAUUACCUGUUCAUCGUCGGCGGCUACCGCAUCACCAGCCAGGAGAUCUCGGCCGCGCACUGCUACAACCCGUGCCUGAACGAGUGGAGCCAGCUGGCCUCGAUGAACCAGAAGAGGUCCAACUUCAAGCUCCUGGCUGUCAGUGGAAAGCUCUAUGCCAUCGGUGGCCAGUCCCUUUCCAACGUGGAGUGCUACAACCCAGAGAAUGACUGGUGGAAUUUUGUGGCAUCCAUGCCAAACCCUCUUGCAGAAUUCUCAGCUUGUGAAUGCAAGGGCAAGAUCUACGUUAUUGGAGGAUACACUGCACGAGGCAGGAACAUGAGCAUCCUGCAGUACUGUCCCACUUCUGAUUCCUGGACCAACUUGGAGCUGUGCGACGUGCACGUCCGCAAGCAGCAGAUGCUGUCUGUGGAGGAGACCAUCUACCUGGUGGGGGGCUGCAUCCUGGAGCCCGGACCAAGCCAGAGAUCCAGCCCCAGUGAGGACGUGCUGACAGUGCAGUCCUACAACAUUGCCACCAAGGAGUGGCUCUACCUCAACGAGAACUCAUCCAAAUCCGGCCUUAACUUGACUUGCACUCUCCACAACGAUGGAGUCUAUAUCUUGAGUAGGAAUAUUACUCUGUCUUCCAGCUUGGAGCAGCGUCUCUUCCUGAAGUACAACAUCUUCACGGACACUUGGGAGACCCUGGGGCGCUUCCCAGCCUUUGGACAAAACAUUCUGAUCUGUUCUAUGUAUUUGCCUGAUGGGCGGGAAGUGUAACAGCACCAGGGUUUUCUUUUCAGUUCAUUAAUGGUUCUUUGAUGAAAUAUUGCUCCCUCUGAAUAAUUCCAUUUUCAGAAUGUCAUGUGGUUGCAUAAUGCAGGCAUAAAAUACUGAUUCUUUUCUCUAAAAAGGUUUCAAAUUCAGUAUGAAGAGAAAUGCUUCCAGAAACAGUUUUAAGAUGUGGAUUUGAAAAUUUUACUAGUUUGGAUUAAAAUUUCACCAGGUAUUGUUUGCAGCUUAAAUAUAAAAUUAUUGUGUUGGCAACCGAUACGGGAGUUCCAAAGGCAAAACUGAUCAGUCUGGUUUUAUUCUUCGUCUUAGUAGACAGUGUAGAACAAAACAUAUACAUUUUAAAAGUGGAAACAAUUCAAUAAAGUAAAUAAUUAGUAUAAUCAAAAUCACAACAGGAUUUAUUUCUUUCAAAAUACAGUUUUUACUCAAGCAAUGUUUUGUCAAAUGCACACUGUUUCAAGUUGUUUAUACUAUUCCAUUUUUUAUCUCUUCCAUGGCAGCAAGUGAGAUUCUCAAAGAUGCUAGCAACUGGGGUCCCAUCAAGAACUUUCUCUGAAUUAUUUGUAGUGCAAUGUUUUGCCAGGGACUGGUAGGAAUUACCUAGAGGCUGCAAUUGCUAAUUGGAAAGUAGAUGCUCCUUUAAUGGAAGUUGGCAGCAUUUCUUGCUACUAUUAAGAUAGAGGUAAAAAGGCUCUUUAUUCAAAGGCUGGAGUUUCCUAAUUGUCAUAAAGGUUUGAGUCUUGGUCACCUUGUUGUGUUCUGUGGUGCUUAAAACUGAGUUUUAAAGAUCAAACUGCUGUUGGCAGCAAGCUGUGUGUUGUGAAGAUGUCCCUGAGGACGUGCAGAGGUGAUCCUGCUCCAGGCACAUCCUGAUUUUAACACUCCUGUGGGACACACAUGGAAGGCUUGGCUCUCAUAAAUGAUUCCCUGAACACGUCCCCCAGCAUGGGGACAUGUGAGUGUUGGUUCUUUCUUGUGUCACCAGGGAAGGUUGCCUCAGGUUUGCCACCCAAUGUUGUACUUUCAUAAAGGGCACUGUAAGGUGGUCACUGUGAACACUCCUUUUUGAGGAUCUGCAGUGGAUACUGCGGGAGCUUCUCCCAGUUCCUGCCUCUUGCCUGGCAGAACUGCAGCCACGUUGGCCCCUUUUCUCCUUGUAGUUCAUGAGUGCAAAAGAUCUUCUUGAGAUGCCUGCCCAGCUCUGGAGAGUGUGUCCUCACAACAAGGAGAGGAAAAGCUCUGGGUCACCAUGAGAAGAGCCAUGUGCUAAACACAUUGCAGGGAUGCUGGUUCUGCACCAUCUGUUCACCUUCAUAAGAUGAGGUUUAAAGCACCUGAACACAUUCCUAAUGUGUGGAGAUGUCUUUUUUGUUUCUUCAUUAAAUUUCACGAAUCUGAAUCUUCUUUUGAAGACAGGGGUCUGCUGUACAGAGGAUGAGGCAGCAAUGGUUCCCUCAGGGUCCUUGUAAGUCCCUGCUUUUCCACAGUUUUGAAUGAAAUCUGUUCUUGCUAAAGUGCCUUGCCAGUCACUGUUCACACAUUAAUCUUGGUGCUUCCAAUCACCUGUAGCAACCCAAAACAGAAAAUCCCAGGAAACUUAUCCAGAAUGAGGGUAUUUGUGUUUGAACACUUUCAGGAUGAAAGCAAGCACGACACAAGGUAUUUUGGAUGUCUGAGAUUUACCUGUUUGGGUGGAACUUUUGCAGCCUGGUGGAGAAUGUCGUGCCUCAGCCCAAACUGGUGCCUGCCACUCAGCUCUGUCUGACUUCAAUUAGCUAAGUCCAUGUUGAUUUGUUUUUAUUUCCUUUGAAGACGUUGUGCAACUGCUGUGUUUUGACAGCAGUAUCACCACACAAUUGCUCUUCUGCAAUGAAGCAAUUAGGUAACUUUUAUAAGAUGCUUCUUCCAGAAGUGUUUUAGAAUAAAUAUCAGCAGGGUGCCAUUACCUGGUGAUAAAUUAUCUCAGUCACAUUAUGCUAUUGCUUUCCUAAAUUUCUGUUCAGUUCCAGAUUCAGUACUCUACAGCCAACUGUGACCAAUAUUGGUGGAGGGAACCACAUUCAAGUCACAUCCAAAUUCUCUUUCCUAGCAAAUUAACCAAGAAACCCUGCCACUCCUGGGUUUGCAGUGUGGUGUAUCAAAACAAGUCCUUUCAAACCCAUUCAUUUAUUAGUGCAGUCAUAAUUCCAAAAACUAUGACAUCAUCUUCUUCAUGUGAUUACUCUUUUUCAGAAGAGGCCUUUCACACUGGGUUUAUCUUGGUUUCAACUUCCAGCAAUCAAGUGACCACCUUGAAAACCUGCUCAAAUGCAGAAGACAAAGAUGUGUCUGACUGUAUUUACAGUCAGACCCUUUUGUCAGUCCAUGGUGCAAAUGCUUUCUACACUGACGUCUAACAGUACUGCAGUCACAAAUCAAAACUGGUGUUUAAUUUACUGGUAGCAUUAAUUAGUGUAAGAAUCUAAAUGUACUGCAUUACUACAGGCUGAAAUAAAAAUAAAUGCUUUUUUUUCAACAAAAUCCUUUACAGAAAAGUAUGCAGUGUGUGUGGC